This is a messenger RNA of Diatraea saccharalis (sugarcane borer), 1668 nucleotides long. Lineage: Eukaryota; Metazoa; Arthropoda; Insecta; Lepidoptera; Crambidae. The record is from the annotation of a GenBank genome assembly.
AUGGACGCUUAUUCCCACAAAAGUAACAAGCCGGAGAUCCAGAAGACUCGCAGCGAGGAGACCCUGUCCGUCCCCAGCUUGCUGGACGUGGACGUGGGCCGGUUCAAGUGCAAGCCGUACGCGCCGUACGCGCCGUACAGCGAGGCGGAGGACACGUUCGCUCCGCUGUACGACGGCAACUAUACCAGAUACGACUACGACUGCUCCUUCCAAGAUAGAUAUUCACUGUUGCAGCCAGUAAUAGAAUUUAUGGCUAGAAUAGGUAGUUACAUAAAACGUUACAACUUUAAGAGCUAUAAAUGUAAAUUCACAAAUAACAAAGAUAUUGCCCAUACGUUUUUGGGAGAGGAGGGGGAAUAUAUCAGCAUUACAUAUGAAGCAAAAAGAAAAAUAAAUCUGUUGAAAGUAAAAGAAGAGAAAAAGUUGAUCAAAGAAAAGAAAAAGACUGAAACUGCAAACAAAAAGUCUAAAAAAAAAGUUAGUAAGACUGUUAAAUCUAAAGAAAUAGAUACGAGUUUAGAGGAUAAUAGCCAACAACUGAUUGAACCUUUUCAACAACAACUGAUUGAACCUUUUGAGCAACAACUUGAACCGACACCAAAGAAAAUAGAAAAAGAAAUAGGCAUAAAAAGUAAAGAAAUGUCAGCAAAUCAAAAGAAAACUAUUCUAAGUAAUCUUUUAAUACAACCUUCUUGUAGUAACAUUCUGCCAAAGCCUACUUGUGGAGUUUGUCAUUUCAACGUGAUAAAAAAUGAAUUGACAUGCAGUGCCUGUUCAAAAAUCUUUCAUGUGCGUUGCAUCCCACCAAAACAUAAGGAACAUAUACCAGACUACUCCGAUUUACAUUUAUUUUUGUGUCAUCGUUGUUUUGAAGUAGAUGAUUCUAAUUGUGACGAUUCUGACUCAUCAACAUCAGCGAAAGAAAUGUUUGAUAUGCCAAUCAGCACGCGCACGGACUCGGAGGCGUCGGUGGCGGAAUUGGGGGUCGCAGCGGGGGCGGGGGCGGGGCCGGGGGCGGUGGGGGACGCGCCCGCCGGGGACCGCGCGCCCGCGCCCGCGCCUGCGCCGCGAUACGGUAAUGUUUCUUCUCCGGCCGAGGUUUUCCGCCGUAGAUUCGCGAACCGACGAUAUAUAUGCGGGACGAACGAGAAUAAGAUUCAUUUAGCUGGCAUUUUAGCACCGACGACGAAGAAUAUAAAGUUUGCUGAGCCCGCUGGUGCCGGGCGGGUGGGAGUCGCGCGUGGGGGGCGCGGGGGCGGGCGUGGGCGCGGGGGCGGGCGCGGGGGGCGUGACGCUGACCCCGCGCGCGGCGCACCACUCGGCGGGGGCGCUGCACGUGCGCGCGCCCGCCCGCCGCGCACCCGCGCCCCCCCUCUCCUCCUCCACGCCCGACCUGGAGCAGCUGGCGCGCCACAGAAUCCUGCCGGCGUUGAGCAGACAUCGCAACCGCGAGCAUCUGCACCUCAGCGACGAGGGCCUCGACGGGCGCAACCUAUCCGUGGGCAGCGAGCGGCGGCAGCGGCGCAUCGAGCGCAUCUGCGAGCUCGACCCGCCCCGCGCCGUCCACCACGCGCCCGCCCCCGCCCCCGCGCCCACACCCGCGCCUGCGCCCCCGCCGCCCCACCAGGAGGUCGGUACUCUGCACUCUACCUUUCUAGCGAUCAAUAA